CUGCUGGCGGUGGCGGAGCCGGCGCUGACCCAGCGCGCGGCCGACGAUGCGGCGACCGCCUUCGGGGCCGCCCCGUCGAGGCCCGCCGCUUUCCACCGGGCCGCCAAGGCGGCGUGGCGGCUGCCCGGGCGCUACGUGGUGCUGCUGCGGGCGGGCAGCGGUGAGGCCGAGGUGCGCGGCACGGCGCGGGCGCUGCGGGUACGGGCGGCACGGCGCGGGUACCCGAGUGAGCUGCUGCACGUCUUCAGCCUGCUGCCCGCCUUCCUGGUGAAGAUGAGCAGCGACGUCCUGGACGUGGCGCUGAGGCUUCCAUAUGUGGACUAUGUAGAGGAGGAUGCGUACGUCUUCGCACAGAGCAUCCCCUGGAACCUGGGCAGGAUCGUACCACCACUGCCCGGCACAGACACCUACAGCCCUCCCAAUAAAGGUGACAAGGUGCAGAUCUACCUGCUGGACACCAGUGUGCAGAGCACCCACCGGGAGAUUGCAGGCAGGGUGUUCAUCACCGACUUCCAGAAUGUCCCUGAGGAGGACAGCAGCCGCUUCCACAGACAGGCCAGCAAAUGUGACAGCCACGGGACCCACAUGGCUGGGGUGCUGAGUGGGCGCGAUGCCGGCGUGGCCAGAGGGACACACAUCCACAGCCUCCGUGUGCUGAACUGCCAGGGGAAGGGAACCAUCAGCGGGACGCUCAUCGGCCUGGAAUUUGUUGGGGCAUUGCUGGAAGCUCAGCCCAGCCCGCUGCUGGUGGUGCUGCUGCCCUUCGCCGGUGCCCACAGCCGUGUGCUGAACGCCGGCUGCUGGCGGAUGGUGCAGAUGGGGGCGGUGGUUGUUGUGGCUGCUGGGAACUACAAGGAUGAUGCCUGCCUGUAUUCACCUGCAUCCGAGCCGGAGGUGAUCGCGGUUGGGGCCACGAACCGUGAGGACCAGCCAGCCUCCAUUGGCACGCUGGGCACCAACUUUGGCCGCUGUGUCGACCUGUUUGCCCCAGGGGACGACAUCAUUGGUGCCUCCAGUGACUGCAGCACCUGCUUCACCGCGCAGAGCGGCACAUCGCAGGCGGCUGCACACGUGGCAGGCAUUGCAGCCAUGCUGCUCAGUGCCCAGUCCCACCUCAGUGUGGCUGAGCUGCGGCAGCGCCUCCUGCGCUUGGCCACCAAGAAUAUUGUCAGCAAGGCCUGGUUCCCCGAGGAGCAGCGGCUGCAGACACCCAGCAGUGUGGUGGGGCUGCCUGCCCAGCUGGGCCCAGAUAAGGAGCUGCUGUGCCGCUCGGUGUGGUCGGCACGCUCAGUGCCCACCUGGCACGCCACAGCUGUGGCUCGCUGUGCUGGCACUGAGGAGCUGCUGGGCUGCUCCAGCUUCUCACACAGCGGCUGGUGGCUGGGCGAGCACAUGGAGGACAAGGAAGGGCAGAAGCAGUGCGUGGCCCACAGCGCCUUUGGGGGCCGGGGGGUCUACGCCAUCGCCAGGUGCUGCACGUGGCCCCACAGCCAGUGCCGGCUCAGCGCCAGCUCCCAGGGCGAUGACAUGGCUGGCUGCUCCUUGCAGGACCACGUGCCGACUGGCUGCAGCUUCCAGUCCCCUGUGGCUGUGCUGGGUGAUGGCGGCAGGCCCGUGCCGGGGCUGGGCAGCAGGCCUGGUGGCUGUAGGACAAGGCUGGAGGGCACAGCGCGUGCAUCCUGCUGCCCUGCUGCCAUGCUGCAGUGCCGCGUGAAGGAGCUCACGCCGCAGGGCUCUGCAGACAAGGUGACGGUGUCCUGCGAUGCUGGCUGGACGCUGACAGGCUGCAGCGCUCGCUCGCGGGGCCCCGGCACCUUGGGGUCCUAUGCUGUGGAUGACACCUGUGUUGCAGCCAGCACUGCUGGCAGCCACGCGCCAGGGGCUGUCGCUGUUUGUUGCCGGAGCCAGCAGUAGGGAUGGGCUGAGGGCAGUGCCGCAGCAGGCCUGGCUGACGGCAGGGCACAGCAGUGCCACGGAGCCCACAGCCUGCCUGAGCCCCAGCCCUGACCCCCAGCACAGGCAGCUUGCUGGCCCUGCCACCAUUUCCCAACCCCUUUCCUGUACGUACAGUGACUGUAGAGGCCGUUCGUGUCACCACACAGCUCCUACCUCUAUGCCAACAAAGCUCCCUCCUGUCCUUAGUUUCAUCUAACAGUUGAGUCAUUUCCAGGGGGUUUGAAAAUUGCCGACUCAGAUACCUGGAAGAUUUCUUUACUUUCCAGCCACUGCAAAGCUCCUAAUAUUAAUUCUGCUUGCUUGAUUAGAUUUUAGCUUGCAAUGCUACAGAAUCAGCUGCUGCUCCAUUAGUGUGGCUUUUGUUGCUGGAGUUCCACACUGCUCUGUUCUGCAGCUCCAAACAGACCCAGCUGCGCUUCCUUAUCAAAAAAAAAAGAACCAUCUUCUGUGGCACUUCAGUUUGUACGUCUGUACUUUCACUAUUUAUUUGGAGUUUUAUAAAUAAACCUUUUUAUAAAUGUCUUCUAAAAAUAAAAUUCCUAGAGCAGUUUUAACAGAUCGGACCCACGCUCUGGUUUCUGUCCAUGGCCAGGGGGAAAGGCUCCAGGGAGGAGCUGGGACGCGCUCUCUGAGCUCUGCUCUGUUUGGGACACAGCCGUUUGUUUUUGAAACAGCAUCGGAAUGCAAGAGCUUCAAGUUGUGGAAACAUCCCCCAGCUUCAGGAAACACGUCCUUGGUGCUAUUGCCAUCAACUCCGGGAGGCAGGCGGCAAGGUCCGAGCCCAGCAGGUGAGCGCAGGGCUCAGGAAGCAGCAGCUCACUGUUGCUGGAAUAUAAUUUGCUCGGUGCUGUGUUGAGGACAGCUUUAAAAAUGAAGCUUAACAACACGGGUACAGGUGGAUCUGUCAAGCUUUAGGUGCAUUUUCCCCCACUGGAAUGCCUGGUACAGACACGAGACACUGCUCCAGCUUUAACUGCACCAGGACCCCAGGUAGGAAGCACUGCUUGGAGAGGUUAGAACCAUUUCUAACUCUUUAGGUAAAGAUGGCAAAAGCCCAACCCCAACCUAUGUAAUUACAUAACACGUAGAUAAUCACAACCCAUAGCUUUAUCAGCUUCAAUCUUCACACAGGGGGGAAAAAGAGAGGGCUGAUAGCUGAGAGCUUACAGAAAGCCCUGGCACAGCUGGCAAUUUCCAGCAGACUGAAGGUACUCAGGGGCCAUAAGCACUUCUCCACUGCUGCAGGCAGAAGUCAUGGGGAUGCUCACACAGCAGAGUCCAGCAUAGCUCUCACGGCUCAGUUCACACACAUGAGAUCAGUGAAGGGCAAUGAUACGGGAACAUGAUCAGCCCUUGCUCAGUAUCUGUGUGCAGGUAAGCAGAAAAACUCAUCUUGUUUGUUCUGGGGAUCACACUGAAAAAAAAAAAAAAAGAAGAAAAAAAAAAACCAUUAAGGUAAACCUGAGGGAUCCUGUUACCUAAGGGCACCUGAGGCAGUUUUAUCAGCCCAAGAAGCAGCACGUGUACUUGGUACCCCAUCCUCCUCCAGGGCAGGCACUGCCAGGGGAGGCUGCAGGCUGGGUGAUGCUCAAAACACAAGUCCUUGUGCUUAUAUGCCCUGAGGCCUCUACCUUUGCUUGCAAAGGAAAGCAGAAAGGUGAUGGGGAUAGCAGCACAGCUCUCUGCACUGGGCACCAACACAUCUGCUCAUCUUGCUGUGAGGCACACAGAAGCCAGUCUAAUCCACGACUGCAAGCAGAGCUAGGGAAAAUCAUUCAGAUAAGGUCAGGAAAAGGAACUGCAGACAGAUACAAUCUGACAGGCACCACAACAUGCCCAGUGUGAGGCUGUGCAGUUGCUUUGGUUUGCUCCUGGCAGGUCCAGUAAGCAGGGUAACCUCUCAGAGCUCAUCAUCCAGAUGAAGAACUUUCAAGAGGAUCCACAAGACACUGUGUUGCACAGUCUAAAGACUACACUAGUUUUCUGUGAAAGGAAUAACUUUAUUCCAUUGACCAGGAAUCCCAAGACUGUUUAUCAAGACUGCCUAUUUUUCCAGUGCCACACGUUCAUGUAUUAAUUGGACAGUAUCUCCCCAAAUGCUCACAGGCAGGCUGAGGCUGCUCCUCACCGAACAUCAUGUAAGCUGUAUAAAAACAUUUUCAUCCAAAAAGAUCGGCAGUAAAAAGUACAACAUAGAAAUGCAUCACAAUUUACACAAAAACUAGUUUUGUUGAACUCUAUUUCCCAAAAAAAUAAUCUUCAGCAGGUUCAAAUGACAGCAGCUGGAAACCAAAAUAAUUGACCGAGUAUCACCUUAUUGCAAAUUAAAACCAUCGACUUUGUACAAGCGUGAGCAGAACCAUGAAAAAGUUUGUAUUGGUUUCAAGUAUACAGUGGUGAUGAGCCAUCCUGAUGCAGUUCUCCCAUCAGUGCUUCUCUGGGCAUGCAGUAAUCGAGGACGUUGUUUCCAUAGGAAAUAACAGGAACCUGAAGUGACAAG
Lagopus muta (rock ptarmigan) is the source of this 4456-nucleotide messenger RNA. It is a transcript of the gene PCSK9, whose product is annotated as proprotein convertase subtilisin/kexin type 9. NCBI's taxonomy places the organism in Eukaryota, Metazoa, Chordata, Aves, Galliformes, Phasianidae. Gene Ontology annotation, molecular function: serine-type endopeptidase activity. The transcript is spliced from 12 exons. The record is from RefSeq and is a predicted model, not a curated record. Bases 274 to 1914 code for a protein of 546 amino acids. Gene Ontology annotation, biological process: proteolysis.